CGAAUCGCGCACCCACAACACUCGCAUCGCCUGCAUCGUCGCCUGCAUCGCCUGCAUCAUCUGCAUCACCUGCAUCCAGCCACGCCAGCGACCGCCGCAGACCAGUCAAGAGACACCGAUACGCCAUGGGAAAGCGACAUCCAAAGAGCAGCAGAGGCAGGAGAAAGGGCGGCCGUGAGCGCAAUGCCAUCACCCGCGGCGAAGGCUCGAGCCAUUACAUCUCCGACUUUAACCAGAACAAUGAAAAGUUCAACACCUAUUACAAAGCCCAGGGCAUCUUGACCGAGGAGGAGUGGGAGGAGAACAUGGCGUGCAUGAAGACGCUGCUGCCCACCAACUUCCGAUUCACCGGCAGCCGCAGUCAUGCCGUCGAGCUCCGAGAUCUGAUGGUCAAGGAGUACUUCCCCGACAUCAAGGACUUUGAGGUCGAUGGCGAGCUGAUCAAGGUGCCUCUGCCCACACCAUUGCCGUGGUACCCCAACAACCUCGCCUGGCAGUUCGACUGUCCCCGCAAUGUCCUCCGCCGAUCGCCUGAGAUUGGAAAGUUCCAUCGAUUCUUGGUUUCGGAGACGGAAGUGGGCAACAUCAACCGCCAAGAGGCCGUCAGCAUGAUUCCCGUGCUGCUGCUUGACGUCAAGCCCGAGCAUAUCGUCUUGGACAUGUGUGCUGCUCCCGGUAGCAAGACGGCCCAACUGAUCGAGGCCAUCCACGCCACUGAAGAAGUCAUUCCCCCUGGGCUUGUCCUCGCCAACGACGCCGAUUACGACCGCAGCCACAUGCUGAUCCGUCAGGUCAAGCGCCUGCAGAGCCCCUGUCUGAUGGUCACCAACCACGAUGCCCAGUGCUUCCCUUACAUUUACUUUGGCGCAAAGGGCACCAACUGCAAGUCUCUCCAGUUUGAUCGCAUCCUGUGCGAUGUGCCUUGCAGUGGCGACGGCACAAUCCGCAAGAACAAGACCAUCUGGAGCUCCUGGCAUCAGAACCAAGGCAUGGCCCUGCACAAAAUCCAGGUCAACAUCCUACAGCGCGCGUGCGAGCUGCUCAAGAUUGGCGGCAACAUUGUCUAUUCAACUUGCUCUUUCAACCCUGUCGAGAACGAGGCCGUUGUCGCGGAGCUGCUGCGCCGACACAAAGGCUCUCUCGAGCUGGUCGACAUCUCGGAGACGCUUCCUGAGCUCAAGCGCAAGCCGGGCAUCUCGACUUGGAAGAUCCUGUGCAAGGACGACCAGUUCUAUGACAAGUUCGAGGACGUGCCCAAGGAGAAUCGCCGAAACUGCCCCGAGUCGGUCUUCCCACACCCCGACAACACCACGCUGCAUCUGGAUCGCUGCAUCCGCCUGUAUCCCUACCUCCAGAACACUGGCGGGUUCUUUGUCGCCUUGCUGAAGAAGACGGGACCUAUUGGCUCCUUGGACCGAACGGAUGUCACAGCCGAUCAAGUGCUGGCCGAGUUGGACGAGAAGGAGGCUCUCAUCAAGAAGGAAAGCGAAGAGGCCGGAGGCCAUGGCUCGAGCAAGAAGACCAAGACCGACGACGACAGCGAGAAGCAGGCGGCCGAUGCUGCCCAGAAGCCUGUCGAAUUGGACAAUCCCAAGCACCUGGACAAGGCUUGGUCUGGCAAGGAGGAUCCCUUUGUGUUCCUGACUCCUGACCACACUGACAUUGUUUCGUGCGGCAACUUUUAUGGUCUGGACGCCAACUUCCCGCGCGAUCGAUUCGUGGUCCGAUCCGAGACGGCCCAGCACCGCACAAUCUACUUUGUCUCCCAGUCGGUCAAGAACAUUCUGAAGGCAUACAAUUCGAGCCGUCUCGAGAUUGUCAACUCGGGUGUCCGCAUGUUCUCCCGCAAUGUCGGUGACGGGGGCAUUGCCUGUCCCUAUCGUCUGAACAACGAGGGCUUGUACAUCCUCGACCCGUAUCUGAACAACAGAACGGCCAAGGCUUGCCUGGCCGACAUCCUGGUGUUGCUCACAGUCGACUACCCCAAAUUCAAGGAGUUUACCCCAGAAACCAUGAAGGUUCUUGAGACCAUGGAGCAAGGCAGUUUUGUCCUGCGGUUCAACCCUUCCGAAGAGCCAGGCUACACGGGCAGCCUCCAACUGCCCAUCACGCUGCCUGUCUGGCGUGCCAAUGUCAGCGCAUCGCUGCUGCUCAACCGCCACGAGCGCCGAGCCCUCAUGGCCCGCCUGACGGGCGAGGAGUGGAUCGAGUCCAAGAUCACGGGUGCGGAAAAGAGGGCCAAGCGAGUCGAGAGGGCAGCCGGUGCCGGUGCCGCCGACGACGAGGCCGGGGACAACGGGGAGGAAGACGGCGACGAUGGAGCCGAGGACGACGAGGACAAGAACGGCGGGGAGAGCGAUGCCCAGGAAGAAUAGGAGACGCACUGUCCAGUGCAAAUUUGAAUACAUCGGGAGCUCGCCACCCAA
Polychytrium aggregatum is the source of this 2426-nucleotide messenger RNA. RefSeq names its product cytosine(34)-C(5)-methyltransferase. The transcript has 18 exons. Gene Ontology annotation, molecular function: tRNA (cytidine-N5)-methyltransferase activity; tRNA binding. Gene Ontology annotation, biological process: tRNA methylation. The record is from RefSeq and is a predicted model, not a curated record. Gene Ontology annotation, cellular component: nucleus; cytoplasm. The coding region runs from base 126 to 2375 and encodes 749 amino acids. NCBI's taxonomy places the organism in Eukaryota, Fungi, Chytridiomycota, Chytridiomycetes, Polychytriales.